CGGGACGUGAACGACAACUCCCCGGUGUUCCCUAAGAAAGACAUGAUAUUAAAGAUUCCUGAAACGGCAUCCCCUGGCUCUCGUUUUCCCCUAGAAAGAGCCCGUGAUAAGGACGUGGGUAUUUAUGGCUUACAGAAUUACAGUCUCUCUCCAAACUCGCAUUUCUCCCUAGCUGUCGAAACUGGGAAAGGAGGAGUAGAGUUCGUGAAACUCGUCCUUGAGAGGGCAUUGGACCGCGAGGAGCAGCAGGAGCUGCAUUUGGUGCUCACGGCUGUGGACGGGGGCUCGCCGCCCAGGUCGGGCACGGCUGAGGUCCGGGUGGUGGUGCUGGAUGCCAACGACAACGUGCCGGUGUUCUCGCGGGAGGUGUACGAGGUGCGCGUGGCCGAGAACAGCCCCCCGGGGCAGCUGGUGGUGCGGGUGUCGGCCGCGGAUCCCGACGAAGGCUCCUACGGCAAAGUUGAAUAUGAGUUCACUUCUGACGAGCCGGGAAAUAUAUUCGACCUGAACUCCGCCACAGGGGAGAUUCGGGUUUCUGGCAAUCUGGAUUUUGAAGAAACGGAAUACCACGAUAUUGAGGUGAAAGCCACGGACGGCGGCGGUCUGUCUGCGCACUGCAAAGUGCACGUGGAGUUGCUGGACGUGAACGACAACGCGCCGGAGAUC
Molecule: messenger RNA, 666 nt
Organism: Phasianus colchicus (ring-necked pheasant)
Lineage: Eukaryota; Metazoa; Chordata; Aves; Galliformes; Phasianidae
Source: RefSeq, a predicted model, not a curated record